UGCAACGGAAACAUUCAUUUUCCUCGGACUAUUAUUGAGGUUGUGGGCGAGUCUGGGAGCCUUGAAAGUUGAUUUAGACAUUUCGCAAUAAAAUAGGAGACACAGCUUUGACUUAAAGAAAUAAGUAUGACGUCUCAGGAGCAGAACAACUUUAGGAAAUAUGAUAUGGCCAUAACUUCCUACACAGAAAGUACAGCUAUUCCAACUUCAGAAACACGUAUAUGGAAAUCAUUUAAAUCGGAGGCUACUCUCGAAACCAUGAAACGUUACAGGAAACCACGUGAAUAUAUUAAAGGGUAUGAAAAGUGUUUUUCGGAGACUAUUGAAGUAAAGCGCCACGUUCAUCGAAACUAUAUUUCCACUGUUGUAUGCGAUACAGCCCAUUGUCCUCGUAUUUACAUGAGCGGUAUAACUGUCCAAAUCUAUCCACAAGCUAUCCCAAAGGAAACAAUGGCUAUGCAAAAUAUUUUGAACGUAUGGGGUAGAAAAAGAUAAUUCAAAAGAUGACUAUAGUAUUUUAUUGUUCAGUGUAUUUUUUAGUCCCAUUUUAAUAAAUGAAAUUGCUAAAAGUUUUAAUAAAACAUUUUAUUAGUAUAGUA
This is a messenger RNA of Argiope bruennichi, 599 nucleotides long. RefSeq lists its product as uncharacterized. The record is from RefSeq and is a predicted model, not a curated record. The transcript is spliced from 3 exons. The coding region runs from base 127 to 495 and encodes 122 amino acids. Lineage: Eukaryota; Metazoa; Arthropoda; Arachnida; Araneae; Araneidae.